UGUAAGGAUGGGGCUCACUUUGUUCUGUGCGCUGUCAUUAUCGUUGCUGAAUACACUCCUCUACUGUGGACACGCUGAAGUAUCCAACAGGAUCGUCGUGACCCAGCAACACAACUGGUCUCAGAUAUUCAUUGGUGAGACGGUCACUGUCGUAUGUGAGAUUGAGGGAGGAGGGAACGCUGAGUGGGAGUAUGAAUGGAGAACAACCAGCUCAAACACACCUCCAACACACCGUGAGUACAGGAUUAGCAGUGCUUCUGUUUCUCAGACUGGAAGCUACUGGUGUAAGGGGCGAAGGGACUCCUAUUCCUCAACCGAGUGGAGUAAUGCCUUCUCACUGAUAGUAUCAUCUCAUAAACCCAGCCCCACAGUAAUGGCAUAUAGCAGAACCAUACCAGUUGGGGGCAAGAAAACACUGACGUGCUUUGUGGAUGAAUCUGCUGAUUGGAUGUACUACUGGUUCAGAAGAACCUCUGUGUUUUCUGACAGUCAGAUCAUUAGAGACGGUGGAUCAGAUAGAGUUAUCAGUAUCUCAGAAGGAGGCAUCUACCACUGCAGAGGAGGGAGAGGAAACCCAGUUUUCUUCACAGAGGACAGUGAUCCAGUCACCAUUGAGAAAAGAGUUUCCAACAAGGCGGUUGUGUCCCUGCAACCCAACUGGCCUCUGAUCUUCAGUGGUGAAACGAUCACUGUUCGAUGUGAUAUUUAUGGAGGCGGAAACAGUGGGUGGGAGUACGAAUGGAGCAGGCCCAACUCGGACACAAUUCCAACACACGAUGAGUGCAGGAUUGGCAGUGCUGCGGUGAACGACAGUGGAAACUACAGGUGCAUGGGUGAACAAAGUUGGGACUCGUAUUCCUCAACGGAGUGGAGCGAGGUCAUCACAUUGACAGUUUCAUCACACAGACCGAAGGCUAACCUGAGUGCUGACAACAGAGGCUUUCCUGUCGGGGGCAGUGUGACCCUGACCUGCUCUGUGGGAUCAUCUUCAUCAUCAUCAUCGGGUUGGACAUACUACUGGUACAGAGGAGAGACAUCCUCUCAACCCCUGACCACACCAGACGUUACCGUCCUCUCAACUGGACAAAUCAGUGUCUCACAGGAAGGACUCUACUGGUGCGUUGGGCAAAGAGGAAACCCAGUUUACUACACAGAGUACAGCGAUUCAAUCAAUAUUCACAAAAUUGUCACAAACGCUGCUGCUGUGACCCGGCAACCCAACUGGCCUGAGAUUUACUCUGGAGAGACGAUCGCUCUUAGAUGUGAGAUGCAGGGAGGAGACGCUGAGUGGGAGUACGAAUGGAUGACAACCAGCUCAUAUAAACCUCCAAACCAAAAUAAAUACAGGAUUAGUGUUUCUCCAUCAUACAAUGGCGACUACUGGUGUAUGGGCAGACUGAAGAGAGCACAACGGAAUUCAACAGGGUGGAGUAUUUCCUUCAAACUGACAGUGUCUUAUAAGAAACCUCAGCCUGUCCUCACUGUGUCUCCAUUAUGGCUGAGUCCUGGAGACUCAGUAACUCUGACCUGCAGUGUUGAACAUCCAUCUGCAGGAUGGAGGUUCUUCUGGUAUAAGGCUGUUCCCAAACCAGCAGACGACUCCUACAUCUCUGAGCUUCUACCUGGUAGCACCGAUGGUACUGAACAGGAUUCCUACAUUGUUCAUGGACAGACGCACACAGCAGGAUAUGUGUGCAGAGCUGGAAGAGGAGAUCCAGUGUUUUACACUCAGUAUAGUGAAACUAAGUUUGUCUGGUCUGGAGAUGUUCACUCAGCAGCGUCUCUCACAGUGAGUCCUGACAGAGUGCAGCACUUAACCUCUGACUCUGUGUCGCUGAGCUGUGAGGGAAACUCUACCAAGUGGAGAGUGAUGAGGUUUUUUGGGGAUGGCCGCCUGGCACAUUGCUUUUCCUGGGGGACAAUGAUUGGAUCCACAUGCCACUUGAACCAUUACAGUCUCUGGGUCCUUAAUGCAGUGCACUGGUGUGAGUCUGGAUCAGGAGAGUUCAGCAAUGCUGUUAACAUCACUAGAAAUUAUUUCAUUAUCCUGGUGAGCCCCGUCCAUCCUGUGAGAGAGGGGGGUUCUGUUACUUUUGGCUGCAUGCGGAGGACAGGAAAACCACUUUCCAACGUCACUUUCUACAAAAAUGACAAACUCGUCCCAAAUAGUGACAGAGGGGAGCUGGAAAUCUCUGCAGUGUCAAAGUCAGACGAAGGCUUCUACAGAUGUGAACACUCAGGAGUGCUUUCACAACAGAGUUGGAUGUCAGUAAAAUCGUCCAGUUCUCCAUCUCCUGUGCUGUUGAUCGCGGGGCUGGUUAGUGGCAUCGUACUGAUGGUUCUCCUGAGUCUGGUGCUACUGUGUUGGUACAAAAAGUCAAAGGAUACGUGUUGUCACAGGCUCAUCCAGUCUCAGAGGACCAAUCAGAGCUCUGCUGUGGUCCACACUGUCAACCAAGAUGAAAAUCAACAGCAACUCUACUCCUCUCUUCUCCACGGUGAUGUUUGUGUCUAUGAAACAAUCGUUGGCUCUGGGAUCACCGGGCGGGGUACAGUAUAA
Molecule: messenger RNA, 2560 nt
Organism: Anarrhichthys ocellatus (wolf-eel)
Lineage: Eukaryota; Metazoa; Chordata; Actinopteri; Perciformes; Anarhichadidae
Product: sialoadhesin
Exons: 15
Coding region: 8-2560 (850 amino acids)
Biological process (GO): cell surface receptor signaling pathway; immune response
Cellular component (GO): external side of plasma membrane
Molecular function (GO): transmembrane signaling receptor activity
Source: RefSeq, a predicted model, not a curated record